Molecule: messenger RNA, 447 nt
Organism: Aureococcus anophagefferens
Lineage: Eukaryota; Pelagophyceae; Pelagomonadales; Pelagomonadaceae
Exons: 1
Coding region: 1-447 (148 amino acids)
Molecular function (GO): heme binding; oxidoreductase activity, acting on paired donors, with incorporation or reduction of molecular oxygen; monooxygenase activity
Source: RefSeq, a predicted model, not a curated record
AUGCGCGCGACGUACGAGGCGCUCCGCUGCACGGCGCACACGAUCGGCGCCGUCCGCGUCGCGAAGGAGCCCCUCGUCCUCGCGGGGACGUGGCCCGUGCGGAGGGGCGAGACCAUCGCGCUGUCGCACGUCGCGUGGAGCCGGUGCGCGGCGGAGUGGGGCGCGGACCCGGCGCGCUACGACGCGGGCCGGCCCGAGUACGGCGGCCCCGGCGGCCGGGACCCGCGCACGCGCCUCGCGGCCUGCGACGACGCCAAGUUCUCCGUCUUCUCCCAGGGCGUCCACAAGUGCCCGGGCGAGAAGGUCGCGCUCGUUUUGGUCGCCGCGACGCUCGCCGUGCUCGUGCGCCGCGGCGCGACGCCGACGGCCGCGCGCCCGAUCUGCUUCGAGCGCGCGACGCUCGCGCAACGGAAGGGGGCCGUGCCCGCGGUGUUUAACGAUGUUUAG